Molecule: messenger RNA, 1358 nt
Organism: Vidua macroura (Pin-tailed whydah)
Lineage: Eukaryota; Metazoa; Chordata; Aves; Passeriformes; Viduidae
Gene: GPALPP1
Product: GPALPP motifs containing 1
Exons: 8
Coding region: 80-1132 (350 amino acids)
Source: RefSeq, a predicted model, not a curated record
GCCGCAGGGGCGGGAGCGGGGAAGCGGAGCGGGACGGGACGGGGAGGGCGGCUGGGCUGCCCGCGGAGCCGGCCUCGCCAUGGCCCGCCAGCUCAUCGGCCCCGCGCUGCCGCCCGGCUUCCCGCGCCGCGCCGAGGCCGAGCCGGGCGAGGACUUCAGCCAGGUUGCAGGACCAGCACUGCCUCCUGACUACAAAAGCAGCUGUAGCUCAGAAACUCCUGACAGUGAUGACGACUCAGAACCUCUUCCUCUACCCAGAGACACAAAUAGAGAUUCUGAAGAGGAGACAGAAGGAGAUCCAGCACCCAAAAAGCCAAAAAGAAUUCAUGAAGAUGAUGAUGAUGAUGGCUUUUUUGGGCCAGCUCUUCCUCCUGGAUUUAAAAAACAGGAUGAUUCUCCAGAGAGGCCCAUUAUAGGUCCUGCAUUACCACCUGGCUUUAGGAAACCUUCAGAGGACACCAGGAGUAGCAGAAGUUUCAUAGGACCAUCUGUUUCAUCCGAAUCCCGUCCCCAGCUGACAGAUAGUAGCGAGGACGAAGACAAUUUAAUAGGCCCAAUGCCUGCAAAAGGACUAGUGGAGUCUGAUGUGGCUAAAGAGUUUGAACGCAGAGCUCAGAGAAUGAAAGAAAAGCUUACUUCAGCAGACAGUGAUGAACCCAAACAAGUUACCAGGGAAUCAUGGAUGACAGAGCUUCCACCUGAGUUGAAAAGCUUUGGAUUUGGCCCAAGAACAUUCAAGAGACGAGCUGAUGACAAAUCAGGUGAUAGAUCUAUUUGGACAGAUACUCCAGCUGACAGAGAGAGAAAAGCCAAGGAAAGAGAAGAGGCAAAAAAGUCAAGCAGUAAGGAUAAUGAAGAAAUGGUAUUAUCUGGGAGGGACAAGAGGCUUAUUGAGCAGGUGACUUCAUACAAUGAGUCAAAGAGGUCAGAGUCUCUCAUGGACCUCCACCAGAAAAAGUUGAAGAGCAAAGCAUCCGAAGAAAAGAGCAAACCUCAGGAAAGAAGGCCAUUUGACCGAGAGCAGGAUCUCAAAGUCAAUCGCUUUGAUGAAGCACAAAAGAAAGCUCUUUUAAGAAAAUCCAGAGAUCUGAAUAGUAAAUUUGAGCACAGUAAAGGCAACAUGUUUUUAUAAGAUGACAGCAUUAAGCUUUUUUGAAGUGAUGUCAAUUAAAAUUUGAAUACUUAAUUUUUGUAAGUAUUUUUCUGUAAAUAUUUGUAUGCAAAAUAAAUAUCCUGAUGUUUAACUAUUUUUCCUUGUCUGUAAAUACUCUCUUAGGGAGGAUCAUCUGUACUAAAACUAAAAUAGUAAAGGAGAGUCCUGGUAUAAAAAAAUUAAAAAUUUGCUACUUUGAAACUUU